AGAAAAGUGUUUAAAGCAAAGACACGCCCCCUCCCUCCUAUGCCUUUCUUUCUCCCAAAUUCCUCAAAGAUGGUUUGCCUCACGUGCUGCGGGGCGUAAAAAUGACUCGCAUACAAUUAACAGCGAAGCUCCAGGGCGCUGGCGGGACGGGCGUGUGAGGCCGCAGCAACAGAUGCUGGAAGCUCUCUUGGACUGUCCGAAGAAGGGUUUGCAGACACAGGCUGCACACUGCAAGUCAGAGAGCAACGGAUAAGCAGUGGAACCCCCACAACCUCAACCUAGAGGGAGCGGUGAUGGAGACCCGUCGAGCCCUGUGGUUGGCUUGGGCGCUGCUAGGAAUGGCCAGAGCAUGUCCCGAGCCAUGCACCUGUGUAGACAAGUAUGCUCACCAGUUUGCAGACUGUGCGUACAAGGAGCUGCGCGAGGUCCCUGAAGGACUGCCCGCGAACGUGACCACGCUGAGCUUGUCCGCCAACAAGAUUACGGUGUUAAGACGUGGGGCUUUCGCCAACGUCACGCAGGUCACUUCCCUGUGGCUGGCGCACAGUGAGGUGCGCACUGUAGAGUCAGGGGCAUUGGCCGUGCUGAGUCAGCUCAAAAACCUCGACCUAAGCCACAACCUCAUAUCCAACUUCCCUUGGAACGACCUUCGUAACUUGAGCGCGCUGCAGCUGCUGAAAAUGAACCACAACCACCUGGGAUCGCUGCCCCGAGAUGCACUGGGCUCGCUGCCGGACCUGCGCUCCCUACGCAUCAACAACAACCGGCUGCGUACUCUGGAGCCCGGCACCUUCGAUGCCCUAAGCGCGCUGUCCCACCUUCAGCUCUACCACAAUCCCUUCCACUGCAGCUGUGGUCUUGUGUGGCUACAAGCUUGGGCCGCAAGCACCCGCGUCUCCUUGCCCGAGCCUGAUUCUAUAGCAUGUGCCUCACCUCCAGAGCUGCAGGGAGUGCCUGUGCACCGCCUGCCUGCCCUGCCCUGCGCUCCUCCCAGCGUGCGUCUGAGCGCAGAACCCCCGCCAGAAGCGCCUGGCACCCCUCUGCCCGCAGGCUUGGCUUUCAUGUUACACUGCAUCGCGGAAGGCCACCCUACACCCCGCCUGCAAUGGCAACUUCAGAUCCCGGGUGGUACUGUAGUCUUAGAGCCACCGGUCCCCAGCCGGGAAGACGUUGGAGAUAAGGCAGAGGAUGGGGAAGGUGAAGAAGAUAGGGACCUGUCUACUCAGACUGAGGCCCCAACCCCGACUCCAGCACCCGCUUGGCCUGCGCCCCCAGCCACCCCUCGUUUCUUGGCCCUAGCAAAUGGCUCCCUGCUGGUGCCCCUCCUGAGUGCCAAGGAGGCAGGCAUCUACACCUGCCGUGCACACAAUGAGCUGGGUGCCAAUUCGACGUCAGUAAGGGUGUCGGUAGCUGCAGCUGGGCCGCCAAAACACGCUCCUGGAACAGGGGGAGAACCUGAUGCACAGGCCCCAACCUCUGAGCGCAAAGCCACAGCCAAGAGUCGCAGCAACAGCGUCCUGCCCUCCAAACCUGAGGGCAAAACCAAAGGCCAAGGCAUGGCUCGGGUCAGCAUCCUUGGGGAAACCCAGGCGGAGCUGGAGGAGACAGAAGAAGGAGAGCAGGAGGAAGAUCAGAACCCUGCAGAUCCAGUGGAGGAGAAGCACUGUGGCCACGGGGAUCCCGCUCGGUACGUGUCUAACCACGCAUUCAACCAGAGUUCAGAGCUCAAGCCACACGUUUUCGAGCUGGGAGUCAUCGCGCUGGACGUGGCGGAGCGUGAAGCCCGGGUGCAGCUGACGCCUCUCGCUACGCGCUGGGGCCCCGGACCAGAUGGGGUCUCCGGAGCUCGGCGGCCUGGACGCCGGCCCCUGCGCCUACUCUAUUUGUGUCCGGCCGGGGGCGGCGCGGCUGUGCAGUGGUCACGCGUGGAGGAGGGCGUCAAUGCAUACUGGUUCCGCGGUCUGCGGCCGGGCACCAAUUACUCCGUGUGCCUAGCGCUGGCGGGCGAAGCGUGCCACGUGCGAGUGGUGUUCUCCACCAAGAAAGAGCUGCCCUCCCUGCUGGUUAUCGUGACGGUGAGCGUGUUCCUCCUGGUGCUGGCAACCGUGCCCCUGCUAGGCGCCGCCUGCUGCCAUCUGCUGGCCAAACACCCAGGCAAACCUUACCGUUUAAUCCUGCGGCCACAGGCUCCCGAUCCUAUGGAAAAACGCAUCGCCGCCGACUUCGACCCCCGAGCCUCCUACCUUGAGUCUGAGAAAAGCUACCCAGCAGGUGGAGAAGCCGGAGGUGAGGAGCCAGAGGAGGUCCCGGAGGAGGGCCUUGAUGAAGACGCAGAGCAGGGGGACCCAAGCGGAGACCUGCAGAGGGAGGAGAGUCUGGCGGCUUGCUCACUGGUGGAGUCCCAGUCUAAGACCAACCAAGAGGAGUUCGAGGCCGGCUCAGAGUACAGCGAUCGGCUGCCCCUGGGCGCGGAGGCGGUCAACAUCGCCCAGGAGAUUAACGGCAACUACAGGCAGACCGCAGGCUGAGCCCCGAGCACGCCUGUCCUGCCCAAUCCCACCUCUGCCUUGGGUACCUGGUAGCAGACGCCUAGGGAUGGGGAGGGCUUUCCCACCCUCACCGGACCCCACCCCACUCUUACCAACCUUCACUUACUCUGCACCCUUAGCCCUCCCAGCCUUCACUACUAGGGACUUCUAGUAGAAGUGGGCCCAAAUCAGCAGUGGCCGGCCAGGCAUGGUCAUUCUCUCUGCGGGCUCAACCCCUACCCCCACUUAAAGCACAGCCUCGGGCUCCUACCUCUUGUAAAAUACCACCCACUGAUGGCGAGUCCGGGUCUAUGCCCUCCAUUCCAUCAUGAUAAUCUGAGAAGUUAGCCUCUCAACCGGCCCCACCCUGGAAUCUGGAGGCCAGGGGAACUCGACUGUCGCUGACCAUACCUGGUUACAAACGCAGUUGGUUCUGGGAUUUGCCCAGGACCUCCCCUCCACCCCAGGACAUGUCCCCAGCCUAGAGCGCUGUGUUCUCACCUCGACCCUGGACUCCGCUUUUUCAAAGUUGCAUGUGUCAGAGGCAGGCUAAUUUUUGGUCUCAAAACCUCCUCCCUACAGUAACCUUAAUCCCAGUUUCUCUCCAUCCCUACCCCGGCCAAAUUCUUGUCCAGUUGGCGCCAAGCCUGGUGCCUGGGGUGCCAUUGAGCUCCAAGCUCUGAUUUUCUUAUUUUCGUUGUUUUCAAAGACAGCGACUUUUCUGGGUCCGGUGCUAACACCCGCCCCGCCCCCAACUUCUAGGAAACUGGAGUAUCAGGUGAGAGAGAGGAAAUCAUUUUUCUUCCGUUUCCUAAUUUAAAGUUGUCAGACCACACGCCCCUUUCUGUGCAAAGUGCGGGCUUGGUCCCUGGCCAAUUUCGGAGUCUGUGUCUUGCGGUUGCCAGAGACUGGUGGAGCACCACAGUGGCUUCUGCGUCCCUAUCGCGCCCAGACUCCAGCAGGAAAGCUCUGGGGAUGUAGGCAGCCAACUGUGGCUCCCGGGACGCAUCUCUCAAGGGAUCUAGCGCCCUGCUACGCACAAAGCCUGCGCUAGACAACCAGUGGUGCGAAGUUGGGGGGAAAUCCCGGGGUCCUCGCGUAGCCCUGCCCUGCCCCGCCCCUCCUUCCAGAAUAGUGUAGGGCCCGCAGGGCGUGGUCUAUAGAAGUCUGUGUCCUAUAAAGUGUAACCGUGUUGGGUAGGGGGGCGGGAGGGCAGGCGUACGGGAGGGCAGGUGGGCAAGGAAGGAGGGAGGGGGAGGGUGGCCGUGGCGCAGGGACUCUGGCUGGGACUGGUUUUCUUUUUUCUACAAAGCGUCGGGGGUGGGGUUUUCAGCAUACGGACCAGCCCGCUCCGCGAAGUGCAGCACAAGCGUGGUGGCCCCGGGAGGAGUUGCCCCCGGAGCCCACGUCCUUUUUUAAAUGCUUCUGUAUGUAAACAGUCAAUAAAGUAAUCGAUUUG
This is a messenger RNA of Nannospalax galili (Upper Galilee mountains blind mole rat), 3987 nucleotides long. RefSeq names its product immunoglobulin superfamily containing leucine rich repeat 2 (gene Islr2). Gene Ontology annotation, cellular component: cell surface. Lineage: Eukaryota; Metazoa; Chordata; Mammalia; Rodentia; Spalacidae. Gene Ontology annotation, biological process: positive regulation of axon extension. The coding region runs from base 294 to 2528 and encodes 744 amino acids. Gene Ontology annotation, molecular function: protein binding. The record is from RefSeq and is a predicted model, not a curated record. The transcript has 3 exons.